AUGGAUUUACUAAAAGACGCCACCAAGAACUUGAACUUAUAUGAAGUCAAGGCAUAUGUUCGUAAAGCCCAAAACGUUGCUAUGAACUUAACCGAGAUGGAAGCCAAGGUUCGUGAGGCUACUAAUAAUGAACCUUGGGGAUGUCCAACAACGGUUAUGGCACAAAUUGCUUCGGGUACUUAUAAUUAUAGGGAAAGAGAAGAAAUCAUUGGAUUCAUUUUCCGUCGUUUCACCGAAAAGGCUGCUAAUGAAUGGAGACAAAUAUAUAAAUCUUUACAAUUAUUAGAUUAUUUGAUUAAAAAUGGAUCAGAAAGAAUUAUUGACGAUGUCAGAGCUAAUAUUUCUUUAAUACAAAUGUUGAAAUCUUUCCAUUACAUUGAUUCAAAGGGUAGAGAUCAAGGUAUCAACGUUAGAAAUAGAUCCAAAACUUUAAUUGCGUUAUUAAAUGACGAUUCUCUCAUUAGAUCGGAACGUAAAAAGGCUAGAGCUAAUCAAAAAAAAUUCGGUGGGGUCUCUUCUGCUGCUUUCGGUGGUGCCUCUUCUAUUACCACUGGUCCUAAUUAUGAUGAUGGCGACUUUACUAACCGUGUUUAUGGUGACGGUGGUGUUUAUGGUGAAAGAUACGAUGAUCCUGCUGCUGCUUAUGAAAAUGGUAAUUCGAAUGAUAAUUUCGAAGAGUAUGACGUUGGUGGCUCUACUUCUUCUAGUAACUCCGCUGCUAAGCCAACAACUAGUACUUCGAGAGUCCAUGGUACUUCUUCUAAACUGAAGGCUAAGGCUAAACCAACCACUGCUCCUGCUCAAACAGAACAACCUGAUUUAUUAGGUGACUUGGUUUCAUUUGAUGCUCCUUCAUCGACUAAUAAUAAUAGCUCGACCAAAGCUGCUGCACCAGCUGAAGAUGACGAUGAUGACUUCGAUGAUUUCCAAGCAGCUCCUUCUCAACCUCAAAAACCAAACCUUUCUUCAAACUUAUCAAACUUAUACCAAACUCAACCUCAACCUCAAAUUCAACAACAAAAUUCCUUCGUUUCUCCUGCUCCUCAACAAAACUUAUUCAGCACUUCAUCUUCUACUCCAAAUUAUAACAUCAAUAGCACUCCUUCUAGUGGCCCAGCUAAAUCAAACAAUAAUGAUGCCUUUUCAUCCUUGUUCUCUUCGGCUAAAACUAAAACUACUUCCAAAUCUAGUGGUGCCUCUACUCCUGCUGCCAAACCAGCUCCUGUCUCCAAAACUGCCGACGACGACUUUUUCGGUGAUUUCAGCUCAAACAACACUACCAAACCUGCCACUAACAAUAAUGCAAACGGUAAUGGAACUGCUCAAACAAAUAGUGGCGAUAUCGACUUAUUAAGCUUCUAA
Molecule: messenger RNA, 1362 nt
Organism: Hyphopichia burtonii NRRL Y-1933
Lineage: Eukaryota; Fungi; Ascomycota; Pichiomycetes; Serinales; Debaryomycetaceae
Gene: ENT3
Product: Ent3p
Exons: 1
Coding region: 1-1362 (453 amino acids)
Biological process (GO): endocytosis; Golgi to endosome transport
Cellular component (GO): endosome; plasma membrane; clathrin vesicle coat
Molecular function (GO): clathrin binding; phospholipid binding
Source: RefSeq, a predicted model, not a curated record